Urocitellus parryii (Arctic ground squirrel) is the source of this 1824-nucleotide messenger RNA. NCBI's taxonomy places the organism in Eukaryota, Metazoa, Chordata, Mammalia, Rodentia, Sciuridae. The record is from RefSeq and is a predicted model, not a curated record.
AUGCAACCGGUGGGAGGCCGGGCCGGCUGGGGCUCCGGCUUGAGCUCGGAACGUUUCUUGGCGGGUCUCUGGCGGCGAGCGCGGACCGCCCGGCGGCGGCGGCUCUGAGCUGGCAGGCGGAGGGCUGUCUCCCGCGCCCGCCUGCCCGGCGCGGUCCGAGGAUGCGGGGGGGCGAUGCCCGGGGCCAGGGACGCGCUCUGUCACCAGGCGCUGCAGCUGCUGGCCGAGCUCUGUGCCCGUGGGGCCCUGGAGCACGACAGCUGCCAAGAUUUCAUCUACCACCUGCGGGACCGUGCCAGACCCCGGCUCCGCGACCCAGAUAUCUCAGUGAGCCUGCUGACCCUUGUGGUCACUGCCUGUGGUCUUGCCCUCUUUGGCGUGUCUCUCUUCGUGUCUUGGAAACUCUGCUGGGUUCCAUGGCGAGAACGAGGCCUACUCUCUGGUAGCAAAGACGACAACCAGGAACCUUUUAACUGCACGGACACAGAGACCAAUGAGCAGGAGAACAGUGAGGACUUCCUAGAUCUACCCACACCCUGCCCUGACUCCUCCAUGAAGAUCAGCCACACCUCCCCUGACAUUCCCCUCUCCACCCAGCCGGGGGUCCAGGAGAACUGUGCCCAUGGCGUCCGUGUGCAGCGCCAAGUUACAGAGCCAACCUCAUCGGCUCGGCAUAAUUCAAUCCGAAGACAACUCAACCUGUCAAACCCGGACUUCAAUAUCCAGCAGCUUCAAAAACAGGAACAGUUGACUGGAAUUGGUAGAAUUAAACCUGAAUUAUAUAAGCAGAGGUCAUUGGAUAAUGAUGAUGGGAGAAGGAGUAACAGCAAAGCUUGUGGGAAACUGAACUUCAUUUUAAAAUAUGACUGCGAUUUAGAGCAGCUCAUAGUGAAGAUUCACAAAGCUGUCAAUUUGCCCGCCAAGGACUUUUCUGGGACUUCAGAUCCUUACGUCAAGAUCUAUUUGCUUCCUGAUCGGAAAACAAAACAUCAGACUAAAGUUCACAGAAAGACCCUGAACCCUGUGUUUGAUGAAGUGUUUUUAUUCCCAGUUCCCUACAAUGACCUUGAGGCUCGGAAGCUUCACUUCUCUGUGUACGACUUUGACAGGUUCUCUCGCCACGAUUUAAUCGGCCAAGUGGUGGUGGAUCACUUCUUAGACUUGGCUGAUUUCCCCAGGGAGUGCAUCCUUUGGAAGGAUAUUGAAUAUGUCACUAACGACAAUGUGGAUCUUGGAGAGCUGAUGUUUUCCCUCUGUUAUCUUCCCACGGCUGGCAGGCUGACCAUUACCAUUAUAAAAGCAAGAAAUUUAAAGGCAAUGGACAUAACAGGAGCAUCAGAUCCCUAUGUGAAAGUGUCACUGAUGUGUGAUGGCAGGAGACUGAAGAAGAGGAAAACAUCCACCAAGAGGAACACGCUGAAUCCUGUUUACAACGAAGCCAUAGUCUUUGAUGUCCCUCCUGAGAACAUUGACCAAAUCCAUUUGUCCAUAGCAGUCAUGGAUUAUGACCGUGUAGGUCACAAUGAGAUCAUUGGCGUGUGUCAAGUUGGCAACGAGGCUGAGAGGCUGGGCAGAGACCACUGGAGUGAAAUGCUGUCAUAUCCUCGGAAGCCCAUUGCACAUUGGCAUUCCCUGGUGGAGGUAAGAUCUAACCCUGCAUGCUCCACUUUGCAAAAGACAAGUAGCUCUCUGGGUCUUAUGGAAAUUGCUGCCGGGGGAAUGCCAGAAACAAGGGAACUGCUUAUGCCCGUUACUGGGAAAGCCACAUUGCUGGGCUGUGAUGGUGCAGUGCUCGACACCUACUGCCCAGAAACUCAAGUUUAG